Molecule: messenger RNA, 964 nt
Organism: Calidris pugnax (ruff)
Lineage: Eukaryota; Metazoa; Chordata; Aves; Charadriiformes; Scolopacidae
Gene: IMMP2L
Product: inner mitochondrial membrane peptidase subunit 2
Exons: 6
Coding region: 53-580 (175 amino acids)
Biological process (GO): mitochondrial respiratory chain complex assembly
Cellular component (GO): membrane; mitochondrial inner membrane peptidase complex
Molecular function (GO): serine-type endopeptidase activity
Source: RefSeq, a predicted model, not a curated record
GGCGCCGCCGGCCCGCCCUUCCACCCCCCCCGGGUGAAGGGAGGAAGAGAUUAUGGCACAGGCUCAAGGAUUGGGGAAGAGAUACGUUAAAGCCUUUUUAAAAGGUUUCUUUGUUGCUGUUCCGGUAACUGUGACUUUCUUGGACAGAGUUGCCUGUGUAGCAAGGGUGGAAGGAGUAUCAAUGCAGCCUUCUUUGAAUCCUGGGGGAAGACAAGCAUCUGAUGUAGUGCUCUUAAACCACUGGAGCAUUCGAAACUAUGAUGUACAACGUGGGGACAUUGUGUCGUUGGUGUCUCCUAGAAACCCUGAACAGAAGAUCAUUAAACGAGUGAUUGCUCUUGAAGGAGACAUUAUCAAAACCAUUGGAUACAAAAAGAAGUAUGUGAAAGUUCCACAUGGCCAUAUUUGGGUGGAAGGUGACCACCAUGGACACAGCUUUGACAGCAAUGCUUUUGGCCCGGUUUCUCUUGGACUUUUACAUGCUCGAGCUACUCAUAUCCUCUGGCCUCCACAACGCUGGCAGAAAUUACAGCCAAUGCUACCUCCAGAGCGCAAACCUCUCCAGAGAGAGCAAGAGUGAUCUAGAUGUUCAGAUGGGAAAAUACUGAAGAGAAGUUUAACCAGGAAGAGUUUUAGUGGUUAUACCGUUGCCUGUAAGAGCUUUGCCAAGUGUGCUUUAACAUCAGGUACUAUAUCAGCAAAUAUGUGCGACGUCUUCAUGUUAAAAUGUCACCUUAAAUGUAAAAGAGUUUUGGCUUUUUAUUUGUCUUCUUGUUUGGUGUUUUUAAAAACAUCUCAAGCAGUAUUGCAUUGUGCAUUAUUUUGAUUUGAAAUAAUUGGUUGUUGAAGGUUUGAAAGUUCAGUUUUUCUGGGAGCAGUAAAAUGCUUCACUUGUUAUAUCUGUACCUGUGCUUCCCUGAAUAAGAAAUUAUUAAAUCCUUCAAUAAAAUAUUUCAAUCUUUUC